Messenger RNA from Zychaea mexicana, 321 nucleotides. RefSeq lists its product as uncharacterized. The coding region runs from base 1 to 321 and encodes 106 amino acids. NCBI's taxonomy places the organism in Eukaryota, Fungi, Mucoromycota, Mucoromycetes, Mucorales, Lichtheimiaceae. The transcript has 5 exons. The record is from RefSeq and is a predicted model, not a curated record.
AUGAGAAAUGAGAGGGACUUGGCCAAGGCGAAGUCGACCAACAAAUACUCUAUUGCGACUUAUCAUCAGCUGCAAGCACAAGCACUCGAGAAUUACUUGAAACAUUGCUGCGCCAGCUACUUCUUUACAAGAGCUGUAUCUUACAGCAACAUUGAAAUAUACUAUGGGUCUGGAGGCAAGAAAAUAAUCGCAAAAACACUUCAAGACAUACUGCUGCCUCCCGUUCUUGUUCCAGAGGUCAGUAUGCGCCUAGUUAGGGAAGAUCUUGAGUCGCCCGUUGAGACAGAAGAAGAUUGUGAUUGCACCAUUAGCCUAGCAUAA